Stegostoma tigrinum is the source of this 561-nucleotide messenger RNA. RefSeq names its product gastrula zinc finger protein XlCGF49.1-like. The record is from RefSeq and is a predicted model, not a curated record. Bases 1 to 561 code for a protein of 186 amino acids. Gene Ontology annotation, biological process: negative regulation of transcription by RNA polymerase II. NCBI's taxonomy places the organism in Eukaryota, Metazoa, Chordata, Chondrichthyes, Orectolobiformes, Stegostomatidae. The transcript is spliced from 3 exons. Gene Ontology annotation, molecular function: DNA-binding transcription repressor activity, RNA polymerase II-specific.
AUGGCCAAGGGCAUUAUGGGUCAACCUUAUAGCAAGUUGACUGCAAUAGUUCAAGAAGGCAGCUCACCCCCACCUUCUCAAGCGCAACGAGGAACGGGUAAUAUAGAGCAUGCCACACCCAUGUACCAUGAUGGAGUAAAAACAUUGAGGUGUGGGAAGGGUUUCUCCGAUUCACACGCCAUCCUGCGACAUGAUCGGAUCCACACCAGGGAGAGGCCGUUUACUUGCUGUCAGUUCCCUGACCUGCAGCGUCACCAGCAGGUUCACACUGGGGAGAGGCUGUUCAAAUGCGUUCAGUGUGGGAAGGGAUUUGCUGAGUCCUCUGACUUGAUUAUUCACCAACUGAUUCUCACCGGGCAGAGGCCAUUUACCUGCUCUCGGUGCGGAAAGGGCUUCUCUAAUCCGUGUGCCAUGCUGCGACAUGAAUGCAUUCACACCGGGGAAAGGCCGUUCGUCUGCUCUCAGUAUGGGAAGGGAUUCUAUCGUUUACCCAGCCUGCAGAAUCACCACCGUUUUCAUACCAAGGAGAGGCUAAUCAGCUGCACACAACAUGGGAAGUGA